AUGAACCGUCCAGGCCCUGUGGAGAUCUCUUAUGAGAACAUGCGUUUCCUGAUAACUCACAACCCCACCAAUGUGACUCUCAACAAGUUCACAGAGGAACUUAAGAAGUACGGAGUGACAACUUUGGUUCAAGUUUGUGAUGCUACAUAUGAUAAAGCUCCAGUUGAAAAAGAAGGAAUCCACGUUCUAGAUUGGCCGUUUGAUGAUGGAGCUCCACUCCCUAAUCAGAUAGUAGAUGAUUGGCUAAUCCUGUUAAAACCCAAAUUUCAUGAAGAGCCAGGCUGUUGUGUUGCAGUGCAUUGUGUUGCAGGAUUGGGAAGGGUCCCCGUGCUAGUCGCACUUGCAUUGAUUGAAUGCAGAAUGAAGUACGAAGAUGCUGUUCAAUUCAUAAGACAAAAAGGAAGAGGAGCAUUCAAUUCCAAACAGCUGCUUUACUUGGAGAAGUACCGACAUAAGAUGCGAUUACGCUUCAGAGAUACCAAUGGGCACUGCUGUGUUCCGUAGAAGUAGAGGAAGGCUGGCUGG
Mus caroli (Ryukyu mouse) is the source of this 525-nucleotide messenger RNA. NCBI's taxonomy places the organism in Eukaryota, Metazoa, Chordata, Mammalia, Rodentia, Muridae. The record is from RefSeq and is a predicted model, not a curated record.